UGGAAAGAUGAUGUGCAUGUAUACUCCUACCAAGUAAUGAAUGAGAUUAUUUUAGAUUACAAGCGCAAUAGAGUGCAAACAUCUAUCUUUGAAGAGGAACGUAGACUGGAAAUACUUUGUGAUAGGCUAAGAUAGAUAAGUCAUGUCUGUCCCAGCUGAUGAAACUGUGGGGGACCUUCCUGUGAGAGAUGUAGGUCUAACUCUAGCUGGAAUUGGAGGAUUGCAAGAAACAUCAGCUCCACAGAAUGCUAGAGCUCGACAGUCUGUAUCACGAAUCAGUCGAGAGGAACUGGAAGACAGAUUUCUUCGUUUACGUGAUGAGAACAUCUCACUCAAACAGCAUGCAAAUAAGCAAGAGGAGAAAAUUAAAAGAAUGGCCACCAAGUUAAUACGGCUUGUUAAUGACAAAAAAAGGUCUGACCAGGUUGGUGGCGGCCCCAAGCGGCUGGGUCAGGCUGUGGAGCUGGAGGAAAUGAUCGAGCGUUUGCAGGAGAGAGUUCGUGAGCUGGAGAAGCAAAACGAGAGCCUCCGCAGCAAACUCAUUUCAACCAAACAGCAGCUCCAGAUCCAAGGCCACGGGCCUUGUCCGUACAGUUAUGUUCAGUCUCGUGUUAACACUGGUCUCAGGAAAGCCAGUGAGGCUGCUGGCACGCUGGAGCACGCAAAGAAAGGAAUGAGAUUUCAGGAUUUAGAAGUGAGAUCACCUAACCUUGUGCUCCCAAGAGAUGGACAGAGUCUUCUUGAGGAUGCAAGAGCUGAAAUAAAAAAUUUGGAGGCUGUGGUUGAAUCCCAAAGGGAACACAUUGAGGAACUAGAACAUGCCAAGGAGAUACUUGCGAGUCAGCUAAGAAGGAAAGGAAAGGAAAUUGAAGAAUCUGUCCUACGGCUGAAAGAGCAAGAAACAACAAGCCAAAGGCUAAACAUUCGGGACAAUGUGGAAAUGAUCAAGGUCCGUAAACAGCUGGCUGAGAAAAGCAACGCUCUUUCAGCAAUGGAAGCAAAAUUUCAGCACCUUCAAGAGAACCAGAAGAACUUGAAGAUGAGCCAUGAUGCUUUAAUAGCAAAAAGUGAUGAACUGAAUCUACAGCUUAAAGAAGAGCGGUUAAAGUGCCUCCAUCUUGAAAAAGAAUUGCAGUCAGUGACUAUUUCAAACCGAAGGACAGAGGAGUUACAGGAAAGAAUAAAUGAUCUAGAAAAAGAGAAGGAACUCUUGAAGGAAAACUAUGAUAAACUGUAUAACAGUGUCUUCAGUAUGACCCAUGAACAGGAAUGGAUAUUAAAGGAACAGCAACUGAAACAGCAAAUUGCUGAACUAGAGACUGCUAUCAAGUUUGAUUUAGCAGACAAAAAUGAAAUCCUUGACAAAAUCAAAGUAGAAAGAGAUGAAAAGGAAAAGCUGAUGCAAGAGAACAAAGACCUGCAGUUAUGCUACCUGGAACAUAAGCAACAACUAGAUGAACUGAAAAAUCAUGUGAAGCUUUUGACCGAGGAAAGUGAUAUUGAUGUGGCAGAACUCAAUGAAGCCCUCUUGCAUCUAAAGGUUCAAAAGCAGCAGAAGAACGGGGACCUUAUUUCUUUGGAAAAAGUAGAAGAUGAUAUCCAUAAAGAUUUGGAACACUCCAUGCGGGAGCUGCAAUUAACACAUGCUGAAACAGUGCAAGAACUUGAAAAGACAAGGAAUAUGUUAAUUGUGCAGCACAAAAUUAACAAAGGUUACCAGGCUGAAGUAGAAGCAGUGACACAGAAAAUGGAACAUCUACAGAAAGACUAUGAGUUAAAACUGGAACAGUAUGUCCGUCUUCUUGAUAUCAGAGCUGCACGCAUCAGAAAACUAGAAGCCCAACUAAGUGAUAUUGUCUAUGGUACAACACCGCAUAAAUCCAGGCCAGAAGUAUUGCCAGGUGAUCCAGUGGAUGAAUUUGAUGAAACUUUGCAUUUACGAAGAGGCGAGAACCUUUUUGAAAUCCAUAUUGGCAAAGUGAUCUUCUCUUCUGGAGCUAUGCACGCUUUUGGAGACCACGAACCUGCCACUUUUUGUACUUAUGCCUUCUAUGACUUUGAACUUCAGAUAACCCCGAUAGUUUACGGGCGCACCCCGUCGUAUGACUUCACUUCUCAGUACGUUGUGCAGGCCGACAACUGCUUCUUGCAGUAUGUACAGCAAAGCACUAUCACACUUGAAGUUCAUCAUGCCUAUGGCACAGAGUAUGAAACGUUGGCUGAAUGUCAACUGAAGUUUCACGAGAUCCUGGAAAACAAUGGGAAGAUCCACAGCACGGCAAACUUAGUUGGAGUCAAAGAAAACAUUCAAAAUUAUGGUAGAUUAGAAUACUGGAUCAGGUUACGAGUUCCUAUGGAUCAAGCUAUUCAUCUCUACAAAGAGAGGUCAAAGGCUCUGGGAUAUAUAACAUCCGGUUUGAGGGAACGUGAACAACCAUCCCAGCAGCAGAUACCCAGAACUGCCCAAGUCAGCACUUCAACAGAUGGCAAUUUAAAUGAGCUCCACAUUACAAUAAAAUGUUGUAACAAUCUACAAUCCCGAAAAAAACAUCUUCAGCCAAAUCCUUAUGUUGUCUACAAGUUCUUUGAUUUUGCAGACCAUGAUACUCCCAUCAUCCCUAGCAGCAACAACCCACAAAUAGAUGACCAUAUGUGUUUCCAAGUGCCAAUGAAUGCAGAUUUAGACCGAUACCUAAAGUCAGAAUCCUUAAGCUUUUAUGUAUUUGAUGAUGGUGAAACGGAAGAAGGUGCUUAUGUAGGGAAAGCCAAUGUGCCUCUUAUUUCUUUAGCACAUGACAGAUCUAUCUCAGGGACUUUUGAACUAACAGAUCCUGGAAGACGUGCUACUGGUACCAUCACAGUUGAAUUAAAAUGGAAGUUUGCCUACCAGCCACCAAGUGGAUCGACAAUGGGUGAAGACUUGGGGGAUUACAUUCAAAAUGAGAAAUCAAUGGCAACUAAAUUGCUGCCAGAGGAAAAAACACAGACUGCAGCUCUGUCUCCUUCGUUUACUCCAUCAGUGACAAAACCAACACCCAAACCAAGGCAGCGCAUAGCUCAAGCGGACAAGAAAGUAUCUUUUCCGGAUCUCAGUGCAAUACAGAUGGCAGGCUCUGCUGUUGAAAAUAACAUGGAACUUGCAGAGAAGACGAAGACUUCAAGAGUUCCAAAUGUUUCAGAGCAGAUGGUACGUGAGGUUAAAGCAGAAAGGCUGGCAGAUGAGAAGGUGAAGGGGAUGGCUGAAGAAAUUCAACCGGAAAAAGGCGACCUCUCGCAUCUGUCAGAGGGGCAGUUGGCCGACCAGAGCUCCGGUACCUCUGGAGAUGAGACAGAAAUAACUGAAGAAUUGGAACCAGAAGAUCAAGAUGAUAGACAAGAAAACGAUGCCAUUGAAUCAGUAAUAACUGACAGUGAUGACUGUAUUAUUUCAAGUCCAGUAUCCAAGUAUAUUAAACAGGCAAGUGAAAAAAUCCGGAUUGAAAUUAUAUCGUUCAGUCUUACUGAGUCACGAAUUGCAUCGGAUGAAACAAUCCAGCAGCUGUUUGUAGAAUGCAGAUUGUACAACCUCGUUGCAGAAGAGACCCCGCUGUCACUUCCAAAACCAACAAGUGGUCAGAGGAUUCACUAUAACUAUAGCAGCGUGGUACAUGUGGAUAAAGCAAAUAAUGGUGCAAGAAGAGAGUAUCUCAAGUUGAUGCUUCUAAAGCCAGAUCUACAUUCUGACAGCCUACGAUUUACAGUGGUCAGUGAUCCCCCAGAAGAUGAACAGGAUCUUGAAUGCGAAGACAUCGGUUUUGCAUACGUCAGUUUGAGAGAGAUAUUCCAGAAGCAAAGAGAUAUCAUUGAGCAAGAUAUUGAUGUUUUCGAUGCACAAGAUGAUAGUGCGGUAAUUGGGAAGCUCAAAGUAUCAGUGGAAGCCCUCCACGCGCUGCGCGCGGUCUACCAGGAAUGCCAAGAUGACUAGGAGGCAUGAAAGGGAAGUUUGCCUACAGAAGUUCCUUCUCCCAGUGUAAAUACAUGCUUGAUAGUGCUUCAAAGAUGAGAUCUUUGUAAUUCUUACAGUAUAUUUAAUGUAUAAUUUAUAUGAAAAGGACGCUUGAUUUGUAGUUGUAAAGUUUUGUAUACUUUUCAGUCUGUUUGUUUUUAUAUUUCCCCCCUAAGGCUAAGAAUCUCUCCACAAUGGACAACGCCUUGUAAAUAAUUAAUACCUACAUGAUUGAAUGAUGUGCUUUAUUUGCAUUUUCAAGAUUUUUGCCUACAUAAAACAGUAAUAAAAAUGCAAGUCAAAAUUUUAAUUUUUAAUAAAAAAACCAUAAGCCUUAGAAAACUGAUUAAAAAUACUUUUAUGUUAUCCCUAAUCACCCCACUAAAUGGAAUGCCUGUGAUUAGCCUCAUUAAGAAUUUUAUACUGUGAAGAUUUUAUUAAAAGCAAUAUAUGAAAAUUA
Calidris pugnax (ruff) is the source of this 4445-nucleotide messenger RNA. It is a transcript of the gene RPGRIP1L, whose product is annotated as RPGRIP1-like. Gene Ontology annotation, molecular function: thromboxane A2 receptor binding. The record is from RefSeq and is a predicted model, not a curated record. NCBI's taxonomy places the organism in Eukaryota, Metazoa, Chordata, Aves, Charadriiformes, Scolopacidae. Bases 143 to 3964 code for a protein of 1273 amino acids. Gene Ontology annotation, biological process: non-motile cilium assembly; retinal rod cell development. Gene Ontology annotation, cellular component: photoreceptor connecting cilium. The transcript is spliced from 26 exons.